UGAGAAACAACUCAGAUCAAAGAAAUUGAUCAACUCGAUCGCGUGCCGCAACUAGCCGGAAACAAAUCAUAUCGUUGGCGGCGUUCUCGUCCCUAACUAACUGUCUGCAGACAGGCGACGGUCGAUGGUGGCGCUUGGACGCGCGGCGACGAGGCUGAUCCAGCGAGCUGUCGUUAGAGUAGAGCAACGCCGGCCCCUCACCCUGUUGUCGCCAAGGCUCAUCCACACCCAGCAGAAUUCAAGAUCUCCGUUCUCCCGGAAAGAACACCUUGUGUCGCAAAUCAAGCAAAAGAAAGAGGAGUUAUACGAUCUCAUCGCUAACGCCGAGGCGGCUUCCGUAGCUUCUGGGUCAGCCAUGUGUGUGCUCUCGACUCUCUGCACACGAAUCGAGCCUAGACCACAUGACCCUCAAUGGCGCCGGAUAACCAGAACCAAGAAGGUGGCCAAUUGGACUGCGGCGUCCAUCUUUUUUGUUGCUUCUGGAAUGAGUUUAUGUGGCGUGGUUGCCCGUGCUCCCCUAAUAGAGCAUGAAGGAGUGUACUACACUGCCGAGAGUGUGCACAGGCUAGUGGAGCAAGGCUGCCUGCCUGAGAGUGUGCUCAAGCAAGUGGGAAGCGCAGAAGCAAAAGGGUGCAAUGAUAAGGAGUGAAGAUGGACGACCUGCAUCUUUUUUCAUGGAGAACAAGAAGGAUUGUAUCUACGUAGGUCUCUUGAUGAAAUAGGAGUAUAUGUCUAUGAUGUGCCACCUCGAACUUGUACUAUUAUGAUGAAUGUCGUUGUAAGAUAUACGUGACAUGGUGUGUUAUCCUUUCCCUUUGAGCGAAUUGUGUAUGAAUAAUGUGAACAUGUGUGCAUGCCCGCGUGUAGGACAAGGGCCGAUGGGUCACCGCGUGCUUCCCAAUCCAGUCCCCACCCCAAGUCCUCUCUUGUGCGGUGGCGUUGUGACGCCAGAGUGGUCGCACCCAUUCAAUUGUGGAGUUAGAAGAUAAGUAUGUCAAAAAACGAUGGAUGAAUUUGAAGUUCAAUUUGAUAUGUUGUUGAUUA
Triticum aestivum (bread wheat) is the source of this 1044-nucleotide messenger RNA. RefSeq lists its product as uncharacterized. Lineage: Eukaryota; Viridiplantae; Streptophyta; Magnoliopsida; Poales; Poaceae. Bases 125 to 649 code for a protein of 174 amino acids. The transcript has 3 exons. The record is from RefSeq and is a predicted model, not a curated record.